AUGACACAAGCUGUGGCUAAUAGUGCAGCUAAUGGGUGUUUUAUAGAUAAGACUUAUGCUCGUAUCACUCAAUUGCUUGAUAAGCUUACUACUCACAAUCAAGCGUGGCACUCUAGUGGUACUGGUGUGGCCUAUGGAGCUCCAGCAAUCCAGAAUUUUGUGAAGGAAAAUCAAGAGACUCAACAAACCUUAGCUCAGAUAGCUACCAUUGCUGAAGAAGAAGAGGCACAAUCUGAUGUGCCAACAAUUGUUGAUGAGGUCCAGACAGAAGUUCCUCUUGUUAAGUUGGCAAAAAAGACCAAAGAUGCUAAAUGUCAGAAGUUCUAUGAUCAAUUGAAGCAACUUUCCAUGAACAUCCCUUUUCUGGAUGCUGUCAAAGAAAUGCCCAGAUUUGCAAAUUAUUUAAAAGAUUUUAUGACAAAGAAGAGGUCUGUGAAGCAUGACACUAUGGCCGAUAGAUCUAUUAAAAGGCCAGUUGGAGUUGUGGAUGAUGUGCUGUUAGGGUUAUAUGGAGACGGUGAUUCUCUUGUGGGGUUGGGUUCCUAUUCUUACCAACCAAAGAAGCUUGAACUUGAUCUUGAAAAUAGAAAGACACCUCCAGCAAAACCAUCUAUUGAGGAGCCGCUGAUGCUUAAGCUUAAGCAGCUUCCUUCAUAUAUGAGGUAUGAAUUUCUGGGCACUGAUAAUACUUUGCCAGUGAUUGUGUCUGCACUGCUGAAUGAUGAGCAGAUGAAGAAGUUAUUGGAGAUUCCGAGAGAGUAUAGACGUACAAUUGGGUGGACCAUUGUAGACAUUCGGGGUAUGCCUUUUGGUAUUGUGAGCACAAGAUUCAGCUUGAAGAUAAUAGUUCACCGAGUGGAACAUAAGAGAAGAUUGAAUCCACCCAUGCAAGAGGUAGUCAGGAAAGAGAUUAUAAACUGGUUAGAUGCUGGAGUUGUUUAUCCUAAUGCAGAUAGUAAAUGGGUGAGCCCGGUCCAACAUGUUUCGAAGAAGGGAGGCAUCACUGUGGUGCCGAAUGCUAAGAACGAAUUGAUUCCUACAAGGAUGGUUACUGGGUGGCGUGUCUGUAUGGACUAUCAGAGGCUAAAUUCUACUACUUGCAAGGACCAUUUCUCCAUGCCGUUUACUGGUAAGAUGCUUGAUCGGCUUGCGGGAAGGUCAUAUUAUUACUUCCUAGAUGGGUACUCCGGCUACAACCGAAUUAACAUUGCUCUUGAAGACCAAGAGAAGACUAUGUUCACGUGCCCUUAUGGGACGUUUGCUAUCAGUAGGAUGCCAUUUGGUCUUUGUAAUGCACCGGCUACUUUUCAACAUUGUAUAAUGUCUAUUUUCUCUGAUACGGUUGAGGACUUCUUGGAGGUCUUCAUAGAUGAUUUUUCUGGCGUGGGAGACUCUUUUGAUGAGUGUCUUGACCAUCUGGGUCGAGUGCUAAAGAGAUGCGAAGAGAGGAAUCUCCUACUUAAUUAG
Lycium ferocissimum is the source of this 1467-nucleotide messenger RNA. RefSeq lists its product as uncharacterized. The record is from RefSeq and is a predicted model, not a curated record. The coding region runs from base 1 to 1467 and encodes 488 amino acids. The transcript has 5 exons. NCBI's taxonomy places the organism in Eukaryota, Viridiplantae, Streptophyta, Magnoliopsida, Solanales, Solanaceae.